Molecule: messenger RNA, 4617 nt
Organism: Anopheles coustani
Lineage: Eukaryota; Metazoa; Arthropoda; Insecta; Diptera; Culicidae
Exons: 11
Coding region: 1-4617 (1538 amino acids)
Molecular function (GO): UDP-glycosyltransferase activity
Source: RefSeq, a predicted model, not a curated record
AUGGGUCAGCGGGUGAGGAUCACAACGAUCGUCGCGGUGAUACUGGGAGUAAGCUAUGGGGUGAAUUACGCUUGCUGUGCCAACAUCCUUUGCCUCAUGGGGAUUCCGAGCCCCAGCCAUCACAUCUGGAACCGUGCGCUGGUAAACGCUCUGGCAGCUAACGGUCACAACCUGACGGUUGUAUCGCCGGACAUCGAGCUGAAGCCGCACGUAAACGUGACGUACAUUCAUCUGGAGGAAACAUACAACGCGAUCCACGAGGGUUCGACGGCGAUCGACUUCUACGAGAUGGCGCAGGCGGGCGUGGUGGAUAGUUUGAAGAUAUUCUACAACUACGCUAUCUCGAUGUGCAUCGGGAUUCUCGGCUCGAAGGGCUACCGGACGAUCAUGAGCUACCCGAGUGAUUAUAAGUUUGAUCUGGUGCUGUACGACUUUACCUGCGGUCCGUGCUUACUCGCCGUGUACGACAAGUUUGGGCAGCCACCGAUGGUUGGUGUCACCGGGUUCAACACUCCACCCUACACGACCGAUCUGAUUGGCGGGCACAAGUAUUACGCAUACGUUCCGUACUACACCCUGGACUAUGACACCAACAUGAACUUUUUCCAGCGGUUCUACAAUGCGGUCAUCCAUUGGAUUGAUUAUUUCUACAGGAAUUACGUUUUUCUUCCCGAAACGGAUCGCCUCGUACGGGAGCACCAUCGGGCAACGGAUCUUCCAUACCUUGCCACCUUGGACCAGAAGAUGAUGCUCAUGCUAGUCAAUUCGCACCACUCCGUGGACUUCCCAGAACCGGUCCCGCAAAAUGUGAUUCAGGUCGGAGGCCUGCAAAUACUGCUCCCUAAACCACUGCCAGCCGACAUCGACCGGUUUAUACGGGCCGGCAAGAAAGGAUCGGUACUGUUCUCCCUCGGAACCAAUGUGCUAAGCAAGGACUUGGGCCCGGAACGUAUCCAGGCGCUUCUGCGCGCCUUCCAGCAGAUGCCGGCAUACAACUUUCUGUGGAAGUUCGAAACCGACCUACCGUACGAGCUGCCGUCGAACGUGAUGAUCAAGAAGUUUCUCCCCCAAAACGAUAUCCUGGCGCAUCCACACAUCAAGGGCUUUAUGACGCACGGGGGCUUGCUGAGCACACACGAGGCAACGUGGUACGGUGUGCCGAUGAUCGGCAUCCCCGUCAUCGCCGAUCAGUACCGAAAUCUUGCCAAAUCUAUCCGCGCUGGUGUUGCGGAAAAGGUGGACCUUUGGGAUAUGAGCACCGAGAAGAUCCGCAACACUGUGCUACAGGUACUGGAACAGCCCAGGUACCGGAAGGCUAUGGAGACCCGGUCGAACCUGUUCCGGGAUCAACCGGACACUCCGCUCGAACGUGGCGUAUGGUGGGUGGAGUGGGCCCUGCGCCACCCGAACGCAAAGUCCAUAAGAUCGCCCACCCUCGACCUGGGACCGUGGAGAAGCGAACUGUACGAUGUGAAGCUAUGUCUAGUGCUGGUGGUGCUGUUUAUUGCCUGUACCUUGAAGAAAAUACUCUGCACGCUUUUCACGAAAACGUCCAAACCGAAACAAACGAAGAAGAAAUCACAGUACUGCAUGAGAUGUGCAAAUAUUCUCUGUCUAACGCCCGUGCCGAGUCCAAGCCAUCACAUAUGGAACCGGGUGUGGAUAGAGGCGCUUGCUGCACGCGGCCAUAACCUGACCGUCGUUUCGGCCGAUGUGGAAAAAACCACGCACCCCAACGUAACCUACAUCCAUCUGGAGCAUGCCUAUUCGGACCUACACGACGAUCUCGAUCUGUUCGAGAUGGCAGGCAAUAGUGCGCUGCUCGGCAUCAAGGAUCUGUACGCUUGGGGUAUUGCCAUGUGCAAGGGAGUGCUGCGAUCGGAAGGGCUCCGGGCGAUUCGUUCCUAUCCGAACGAUUUCCGCUUCGAUCUGGUCAUUGCCGAUAUCACCUGUGGGCCGUGUUUGUUUCCGCUGAUCCACAAGUUCGGUUAUCCCCCGUUGAUCGCCGUUACGGCGUUCAACAAUCCACAGUUUACGAUCGAUUUCGUCGGCGGGCACAAACACUACGCGUACGUGCCGUUCUUUACGGUGAAUUACGAUUCGGACAUGGGGUUCCUGCAGCGGUUCCACAACUGGAUCUUGCACAACGUUGAUCAUAUAUACCGACAAAACGUGUUCGUACCUCAUGUAGAACGAAUGGUAAGGAACCACUUCCGCUACGAAGGGAUGCGAUCACUGGCGGAAAUCGAACACGGUACCUUUCUACUGCUGGCAAACUAUCACUAUUCUGUCGAUUUUGCCGAGUCAAUUCCACCGGCGCACAUUCCGGUCGGGGGGCUUCAGAUACGACCACCCAAGCCCUUGCCCGACGAUCUCGCUCAAUUCCUUGCGUCCGGCCGAGAAGGUUCGGUUUUGUUUUCCCUCGGUACCAACGUGCUCAGUGCGGAUCUGGGCGAAGAGCGCAUCCAAAUGUUCCUCGAUGCAUUCCGGCAGCUACCGCAGUAUAAUUUUUUGUGGAAAUUUGAAGCCACACCUAAUUUUCCCGUGCCACCGAAUGUUCUGAUGCGAAAAUUUUUACCCCAAAACGAUAUCCUGGCGCACCCGAACGUGAGGGCGUUCAUCACCCAUGGCGGUAUGUUAAGCACACACGAGGCAACCUGGCACGGUGUCCCAAUGGUUGGCAUACCGUUCAUCUGCGAUCAGUACCGGAAUCUGCACAAAUCCGUCGGCGCUGGAGUGGCGAUACGUUUGACGCAUGAUUCUUUAUCGACAGCAGCAAUAAAAGGCGCCCUCAUGGAGGUGCUGCAUAAUCCUAGCUUCCGUGACAACAUGCGGCAGCGUUCUGCACUACUACGGGAUCAGCCAGAGCAUCCACUCGAGCGGGCCGUUUGGUGGAUCGAGUGGGCACUCCGUCAUCCGAACGUGAACGCCAUCCAGUCGCCAACGAAACGAUUAUCAUUCUGGCAGUACGAGCUGUACGACGUGAAGCUGACACUACUGAUGGUAGUCAUAAUCGGCGCUUAUCUACUGAAACACAUUAUCGUUAGCUAUGUCAUGCAACCGAAGGUGGCCCAACCCGGCGUGGCUGUCCUAUCGGUUUGUGUCAAUUUGAGCCAUAGUAUUAACAUUCUGUGCAUAAUGACCGUCCCAAGUCCUAGCCAUCAUAUUUGGAACCGUGUCAUUAUGGAAGAGCUAGUCUCGCGGGGACACAACUUGACCGUAGUCUCCCAGGAUGGUGAUAAAUCCCGCACCAAUCUUACCUACAUUAUGCUGGAGAAGGUGUACCCCGCCUUGUACGAAGAGGAUGGGUUGGAUUUAAUAGAAAUUGCGAAGGAAACACCGCUGCAAUCGUUGUUCACCUUCAAACAGUUUUACCUGGGCAUGUGCCGUGGUGCGCUGAAAUCGGACGGCCUGAAUGUGAUUCUUAACUAUCCAGAUAGCUUCCAGUUCGAUCUGGUACUGUACGACUUUGGAUGUGGUCCAUGUCUCCUGCCACUUUUGCACAAGUUCCGUUAUCCACCGUUGAUCAGCGUGACGCCAUUUGGCAAUCCUCCUUAUUCGGUCGACGUCGCCGGUGGUCACAAGCACUACGCCUAUGCGCCACACUAUGCCCUUCCCUUCGGUGUUCAGAUGACAUUCAUCGAAAGGGCUUACAAUACAAUUUUAAAUCUGUUGGAUGCUGGAUUUAGAAAGUUUGACACCAUGCCCCAACUGGAUAGGAUGGUGCAAGAUCAUUUCAAGUAUACUGAUCUGCCUUCCCUGGAGGAUAUCGAGCAACGAACGGUUGUUAUGCUGCUGAACACUCAUCCAACGAUCGAUUCCCCGGAACCGUUGCCACCAAAUGUGAUACCUGUUGGAGGGGCACACAUCAGGGAACCAGCACCCUUGCCAGGGGAUUUGGAAAAGUUUAUGGUAAGCGCCAAAAAAGGUGCCGUUUUAUUUUCCCUCGGAUCGAACGUACGCUCUGAUAUGAUCGGAGAGGAACGGCAGCGCAUGUUUAUCGAGGCAUUCCGACAGAUGCCGGAAUAUAAUUUUCUGUGGAAAUUUGAAUCGGAUCUUAAAAUUCCGCUUCCACCGAACGUUAUCAUCAGGCCGUGGCUACCUCAGAAUUCUAUCCUGAACCAUCCAAACAUUAAAGGGUUCAUAACGCAUUCCGGAGGAUUAAGUACACAAGAAGCGUCCUGGUUCGGUGUGCCAUUGAUAGGAAUGCCUUUCUUCGUCGAUCAACAUCGGAAUCUCAAGCGAUCGCUGAUCGCUGGAGUUGCGGAGAAAUUAGAUUUCAGCUCUCUUUCCACACGUAAAAUAAAGGAAACAGUUUUGAAGGUACUGGAGACUCCUUCGUAUCGGGAGAACAUGCUGCGCCGUUCCAUCUACUUCCGCGAUCAGCCAGAUAAACCGCUGGAUCGUGCAGUAUGGUGGAUCGAAUUUGUCGCCCGUCAUCCAGCGCCUGAGCAUCUUCGAUCACCGACUCUUGAGUUGGGUACCAUAAGAUCCAAUCUGUUGGAUGUGUACGCCUUCUUUGCCGGUAUAUCCAUCUUCACGGUUUGGCUCAUUAUGUUUGCCAUUAGGAGCGUAAUUUGCCGCAAGCGAUCAGCGUCGAAGAAAAAGCACGAAUAA